AUAGGAUGGCCCACGUUAUCCAGAGCGAACAAGCGUCGUCCUUUGCUUUCAUCAGUUGAACUAUGUCUCUGCUUAUAUUGUUGGAGUGAUAAAGACACUGCCCAGUAACUAAGCUCAAUCAGCUCACUCUAAGCUCUGAAAGGGAAACACAAACGAUGUCUAUCUCUAUGACUAUUCGACUGCAAACGCCCACUUCCCUUAUCUCUCGCGCAAGGCCUCGACUACUCUUGCACACCCACAACUUGUUGUGCCCAAAGUCACUGCUCAGAAACAGACUUCACCACCACUCUCAUCACCAGCUUCCUACUCCUUUCAAAACCUUCAAGUGCUCCUCCCAGAGACAGUCUUCUGAUAAUCAGCCUCAAGAAUACGAAUUUGAAAGGCUUUUUUCAAACCUCAAUCAAGCCACUCUCAAGAGAGAACCUGGAAGUUUAUCCAGUGCAAUAUUCCUGGUGGCGGGUACUACGGUGGGUGCAGGGAUCCUGGCCAUUCCAGCAGUGACACAAGAUUCUGGGUUUUUGGCCUCCGCAGUUGCUUGUAUCCUUUGUUGGGUUUUCAUGGUUGCCACUGGGCUGCUCAUUGCUGAAGUAAAUGUCAACACAAUGUGUGAACUGGGUUCUGGUGGUGUUUCACUGGUAUCUAUGGCCAGGAGAACUCUUGGACCGGUUGGAGUUCAAAUUGCUUGUUGGUCAUACAUAUUUAUACAUUAUGCCCUUCUUGUUGCCUAUCUGGCUCGUUCUUCAGAUAUUUUGACAAACUAUCUUGGCCUUCCCUUAUGGGAGAGUGCAACAUUGUUCUCUUUGGUCUUUGGUGGCAUUUGCUACUUUGGAAGCCAGCGCUUUAUUGGUGCUGUUAAUGGAGUUCUUGUAUUCGGAAUCAUCGCUUCUUUCAUUGCUCUUGUGGCUGUUGCAAGUGGAGGCCUAGAGUGGGAUGCUCUUCUUAAAGCUAACUUUGAAGCUGUUCCUAUGAGUAUACCGAUAAUUGCACUAUCAUUUGUUUACCAGAAUGUUGUGCCGGUUCUCUGCACAAAUCUUGAAGGAAACAUGUCAAAAGUAAGGACUGCUAUUGUUGUAGGCACAGCAAUACCACUUGGUUUAUUUCUUGUGUGGGAUGCUGUUAUUUUAGGAUCUAUUUCAAGUCUUGGCAUGGGCUCCGAUCAGAUGGUAGAUCCAUUGCAACAGUUGCGAGCUAGUAAUAGUGGAGUUGUUGGACCAAUAAUUGAGGUGUUCUCACUUCUUGCAAUUGCAACAUCAUAUAUUGGAUUUGUUUUGGGACUUUCUGAUUUCCUGGCUGAUUUGCUGAAACUUCCGGCCGGUGAGAAUAGGCCUCAGCCCUAUCUCCUUACACUGAUUCCACCACUAGGACUUGCUUUGCUAGACCCAGAGAUAUUUUUUAAAGCCUUGGAUUUUGCUGGAACUUAUGGAGUCUUGGUAUUAUUUGGUAUACUUCCUGCAGCUAUGUCUUGGUCAGAUCGGUACUCCACUCCAUCAACAUCAGUUAAACUGCCGGAGCUCGUUCCCGGAGGAAGGCUUACCCUUACUCUGGUAAUGCUAUGUUCGGGAGGAGUCAUUGUUACUGAAAUACUCGAGAGCUUAGGCCACCAAUGAUUAUCCUAAAGUAAAUGUAGUAUCAUAUAUUUGAGGAGCAUUUCCAAAAGAGUUGCACCAAUUCAAACUUUGAUUUUGCUGUAUAUAUACAAACAUGCGCAUAUAUCCAUGGGAAGCUGAGCAAAGACAUGUAUAUUCCGAGUUCUAUAUAUCUACCUUGGCCAUCUGAAAUUAAUCAGUAACCUUUGCAGUAAGAUGAAUGAGAGGUUGCACGAGCCAAGCCACCAAUCAGUCCAAAAGUAAAUCAGCUCACCAUUGCUCCGCCCACUCUCCAUUGGUUUGCAGCCAUCAAUAUCUACUUCAACAAUGAAUGAGAAUAAAUGCUUGUGAAGGAAUAGUAAGAAAAGGCCUGAUUUGAAAUUUAUCUCAAUUAGCAGGCUUUUUCUUCCCCCCGAAAGAAGAUAUUAGUAUUCAAUAUCAAAGAAUUGUAUCCAUACAGACAUAAAACAACCUAAACGCUUUAGCCAGAACCUAUGACCAGUAACCCUGUCUAGGUUAUAACAGCAUUAGAGUGGAGCGGGCAGCAGCAAGCUAUUCAAUACUUGCACUUGUGGGCGCACUUUCUCUGUUGGAACUUCAUACUUCAUAGCAUCAGCCAACUAUUGUUUGUGGUUAUAAGAAGCAUACACAAUAUUCUAUUUCUA
Messenger RNA from Gossypium raimondii (Peruvian cotton), 2251 nucleotides. RefSeq lists its product as uncharacterized. The transcript is spliced from 14 exons. The record is from RefSeq and is a predicted model, not a curated record. Lineage: Eukaryota; Viridiplantae; Streptophyta; Magnoliopsida; Malvales; Malvaceae. Gene Ontology annotation, biological process: amino acid transmembrane transport. Bases 156 to 1607 code for a protein of 483 amino acids.